AUGUGCGAGCAGGCAGCGCGCUACUGCCGGGCCGGGGUGCAGAAGCUGCUGCGGAAGCCGGCGCCGGCGCUGCGCGGGCUGGACGGGCUGCUGCGCUGGGCGGCGGGCAGGAUGGGCGACAAGGGCCUGGCCGACAGGGAGCUGCUCGCCCCGGGCGCCGCCGCCGCCCAGAGGAAGGGCACCUCCGUCAUCCUCGAUAUUUUCAGAAGAGCUGACAAAAAUGAUGAUGGGAAGCUGUCCCUGGAGGAGUUCCAGGCCUUCUUUUCUGAUGGAACACUCAAUGAAGAAGAACUUGAGAAGCUCUUUCACACCAUUGACUCAGACAACACUAACAAUGUGGACACCAAGGAGCUGUGUGACUAUUUUGCUGACCAUAUGGGAGACUAUGAAGAUGUUUUGGCCUCCCUGGAGAUGCUGAACCUGUCCAUCCUGAAGGCCAUGGACUACACCAAACGGGUGUACGAGAGUGGCAGCAACGUGGACCAGUUCGUGACCCGCUUCCUGCUGAAGGAGACGGCGAACCAGACCCAGUCCCUGCUGAGCUCCGUGGAGAGCGCUGUGGAUGCCAUCGACGAGCAAACCAACCCCGCCAGGCACUACCCCAGCAAGGAUGGUCAUGGCCUGAGUGACACCUGGUAUGACAACCCUGUGCCCAGCUACCCUCCCACCACUUGGGUGGUCCCCAGGGAGCAAGGAAAGAGCUUCCAGACUGGUUCCCCUGACACCAAAGCAGAGGGGCUGGAGGGGCAGAUCAACAGGCUGGCCAAGCUGAUCGGCAAGCUGGAGGACAAGACCCUGUGGUUUGACCUGCACCAGCGGCUGUCAGACAGCGAGAGCACAGCUUGCACGUACCUGCUCCUGGUGAGGAACGAGAUGACAGUGUCACACAAGCACCUGGGCGAGUUCUGCAGCUCCCUGAAGCAGUACCUGAAGAGCGUGGCCGGGGAGCGGGACUGCUUCCAUGUCACUGCAGUGAAGCUGCCUGAUGGGGUCACCUUCAUCGUCUAUGAGUUCUGGGAGACCGAGGAGGACUGGAAGAGGCACCUGCAGAGUGCCACCUGCAAGGGCUUCCAGCACGUCAAGGUGGACACGCUCAGCCAGCCUGAGGCCAUCUCCAGCGUGGCCGUGCCAGCUGCCUGGUGCACCCUGAGCCGAGAGUGA
This is a messenger RNA of Cinclus cinclus, 1161 nucleotides long. It is a transcript of the gene NECAB2, whose product is annotated as N-terminal EF-hand calcium binding protein 2. Gene Ontology annotation, cellular component: cytoplasm. Gene Ontology annotation, molecular function: calcium ion binding. Gene Ontology annotation, biological process: regulation of amyloid precursor protein biosynthetic process. The record is from RefSeq and is a predicted model, not a curated record. The coding region runs from base 1 to 1161 and encodes 386 amino acids. Lineage: Eukaryota; Metazoa; Chordata; Aves; Passeriformes; Cinclidae. The transcript is spliced from 13 exons.